Tetrahymena thermophila SB210 is the source of this 3687-nucleotide messenger RNA. RefSeq lists its product as hypothetical. The transcript has 2 exons. Lineage: Eukaryota; Ciliophora; Oligohymenophorea; Hymenostomatida; Tetrahymenidae. The record is from RefSeq and is a predicted model, not a curated record.
AUGACUUCAUUUUUAAAUAGUUUUGACUUUUAAAAUAUCAACAAGCAAUAUAAAGACAUAGUUUCUUAGUUUAAGGAGAAUAAGUUUGAAAUUAUUUAAUAGUUAACUGAUGCCCUAUUUAAAUAAGAGCAUUCAGAUAAUUACACAUAAAUUUCUUCUAUUUUAACUUCUCUAUUGAUAAAAGAAUGCUCUUAAGAUAAUUUUAUGCUGCAAAAAACUUUUAACAGCAUUUUAACAAAUUAUAUUUCAUCAGACUCUAGCUUGAAACAUAUUUAAACUUUAUAUGUUCUAGCUACUUACUUUAAUCAAUAGAUUAUCAUAGAGGGAGAUAGCUUAAUAAGAUAUGUAAUUUAGAAAAAUUCAGAAUAAUGCUUAAGGGUACUCAUAUUCUUAAGUGUUGUUUUAAAAAAGAGAGAAAAUUAGAAAGAUUCCUUCGAUUUAAUUAUAUAACAGGAGAAUAUUUAAUAGAUUAGCCUAGUUAAAAUAUAAGAGCCAUCUAGGCUUAUAGACGAGCUUCUAAAAAUAUCUAAUAAAACUUAGAUUUAGAAAGGAGUUUUCUAAAAAAAUUAAAUAGAAGAAGUUAAUGCGUUGGCAAUUAAUUGUUUACUAUUUUUACGCAAAUAAAUGAGUAAAACCUAAUUUUCUAAGCUCAAGAAAAUACUUUACAAUAAUCUUUAGGACAUAGAGAUUAUUUGUUAGUAUAACUUUGCUAUAAUAUGCUAAUAUCUCUUCAUUCUAACAUAAAACUAAACAGAAUUUAUAACUCCUUAAUAGCAUAGAAAGUUAUUAAAUGUGAUAACUAAUUUGAAUGAUGCAUAUUUCUAAAAUGUUGAUAUCAAUUAUGGAAAAGUUGAGCAAAAUACUAAAAAAGAAAUUUAUCUGAUUCUUGAAGACUAAAGAUUAGAGUAAAUUAAAUACUUAUAUGACAAAAUUAACUUAUUUUCAGAAUAAAUUUUAAAUUUAGAAAAUAAUUUUGAAGAAAAAUAUUUAGUUAAAAAUAUAUUUGAAGCAAAAGAUUAACAUUUUCAGCUUUAUUAAUUCAUUUGCUUAGAUAUAGUUUAAGUCAUACUAACAAGUGAUUCCUACUAUAUGUUUGUAAAAUAAGAAAAAGAAUUGUAUUUACAACUUCUUAUAUAAGUAUUUAAAUUAGGGUUUUUUGAGCAAUUACCUAUUGCAGAUAAAUUUUCUUUUAACGAUGAAGUUUAUUUGAAAUUAUAAGAAAUAAUAAAUUUAGUAUUAACAGGAAUUAAUGAAAAUAAGGUCAUAGCUUUUAUAUACAAGGAGCUAAAUGAUAUUGAAAAGAGAUGUUCUAUUAUUAGCAAAAGCUAAGUAAUAAGUUAAAAUUAAGAAUUUCAAACAGAUUACAGUUAGAAGUUAAUUUAGGAAGAUAUACUUGUUGUUAAUAAAAGUGAUAAAUUUUAAGUGAUAGGCUGCUUUUAAACAUUGAGUAGCAUACUUUCAAAAGAAUUUGAGCUAAAAGAAGUAGAUUUAUUUUUCAAAUUCUUUAGCUACAUGCUCUUUGAUCCUUUUUUAUAUAACUUUACAGCAAGAAUUGCUGCUUAAUUAGUAAUAUCUUUCAAAUAGUAUAUUCUAUUGCAACAUAAGUAAUUCAUUCCACAAUUAAUAGAAGUAUUUAAAAUAAAUGAUUGUUAAUCAAAGAUUUUUGCUUUAGAUGUAUUUUUAAAUAUAUUUUAAGAUCUCCAAAAAAUUGAUCAAUCUUAGUUGUAUCCAUACGCAAAAGAUUUACUUCAUAUUUUAAUUAAGGAAUACACACAUGAAAAUUUUUUUAAACAAGAUAUUACUCUAACAGAUGGAAUAUAAAACUUUAUAAAAUAAAUUUUGGAUUUGGAAGAUAUUGAAUUGUAUCUAGAAGAUGAAAUUCAAAAGAUUGAGAAAUUUUUCUUAUAAAUGAAUGUUGAUCAUGAAAAGAGAGAGUUUUUAAUUGAAAAGAAUCAUUAAAUCUGCCUGUGUGCUAUUUUAAAAAUAAAGCAAAAGUUAAAAUUAGAAUGUAAUGAGCUAAAAUAAAACAUCAAAACCAUAGCUGAAGAUUUAGCUUAAAAGAUAUACAAUUCAUCAAAUAAAAUAAGCAAUGCCUAAAAAACCCUCUACUAUAAAUUUUUUAAAAUUUUAAGUGUGGAAAUACUAGGGUCUCAAUAGUGUUUUGAUUCUGUUUUUCUUUAAGUUUUGCCAUCAGCUUUGAAAGAUGGUUCAGUCAAAAAUUGUCCGAUUAUAAUUAAAAGCAGAAAUAUUUAAUAUUAGUAUGAAGAAUUAGACGAGCUUGAUUUAGAUUAAUAAGAGCACUUACCAAAUAUAUAGCAAGGGGAAAUUGACGAUGGCUUUGAAGAUGUAGAAGAAAAUUAAAAUCAACAAAAUUAACAAAACCCAAACCCUGCUAUUUAGAAUAUGAAUUUUAAUGUUGAUAUGUAAGCUCAUUUUAUUGGAGAAGAAGACAAUGAAGAGGAAGAAGAAGAAUAAGAGUAACUCAUUUACGAACCUAGCUUUUAAGAAUAAAAUUUUGUUGAAGAAGCUCUAAAUGUGAUCUUGACUUUUUGCAAGGAGUCAACAGAAAUUUUCAUAGAUUAUAAAAAAUUUGACAUUUUUAACUUAUUUUUGUAAAAUUUGUAAUAUGAACUCAUUUUCGAAAAAAGCAUACACUUUAUUAUGGACAUAAUUUUACAAAUAAUUAAAUCUACUUAAGUCUACUACCUAAAAAAGCAUCAAGAAGAAAUUUAAUCACAAGGAAAUUCUUAAAUCCUUGAAUAAGGAGCUAUUGAAAUAUUUUAGAUGUAUUAGAUUACAGUGUAUUAAAUAUUAAAAUAAUAAGAAGAUAAAUCAGAAGAUUACGAAACAUUUUUAACCGUUUUAAUAUCAAACAUUAUAAAAUCUUUAGAUAAAUAAAUAAUUUUAAUUUUAUAUUAAUAAUUUUAUGAAUCUAUAAUGAAAAUGAUUUUCUAACUAAUCAGAUUAGACAAAAUGCACAUUAUAAAUGUACUUAGUCUUUUAACAACCCUAUUCUAAAAACUACCAGAUAAAAUUAUAGAGGGUAUCAAAAUGCCAUACUUAGUUAUUUAAGGACUACUGAGACAUAGAAUUGUUUAUUAAAACCUUUUAUACUAUCAAGAAAGUUACAGAGACGAAAUCUUAAAACGACCUAUUUUUGCUGAUAUGGAAAGUGUUGAAUUAUGUCUUGUAGGAUUUAAUGAUUUUUUUGAGAUUAACCCAUAAGUAUAUCCAAUUAUAAGUUAAAUUUAUUUUGAUAUUAUAUCUGAUGAAAAAUAUAUCAGUAAAUUUUUGAUUGGUACAGUUGCUAAUAAUUUCCUAACUAAAAUUGUGAGACAUUGUAAAGAUUAUAUUACUCCUGAGUAAAUAAGUUUAAUAUCUGAUUUGCUGAAAAAAUUUGAAGCUAAAUAAAAAUCUAAGAAUUCUGACUAUUAGUUUUUUAAUAUUUCAUUUAUAAUCGCUAAAGCUAUGAUCAGUAUCGAAAAUAUUAAAGGUUUGAAAGAAACAAAAGAAUAAAGCAACAUUAAUUUCUAGAAAUUUUUAUAUAUUUUGCCAAAAAUUAUAGAAUAAAGUCAAUACGAAGAUGCGAGAUAUAUAAUACAAUAUAUUUUAAAAAGCGAUUACAAUUUUUCUACCUAAGAAACUGAAAAUAUAAACAAAUUUAUGUUAAGAGUAUAAGUUUUCUGA